UUUUCCUAUGACAGCACACAAAAAUAUCUUUCUACUCUUUAUUCCCCAUUUUCAACAUCACUCCGAUCACCGGAUUCCGGUGACCGGCGUCAACACCACUCAGCUACUCCUAAACCCUAACCGACACUUCCUUCAUGGAUUCUCCCUCCCAAUCCGAUAAACCAAACCCUCCCAAGAAGAAUCGCAGCAUCAUCGCUUUCGUAAUACUUCGAUGGUUUAUCGCAAUUCUAUUACCCUUCGUUUUCUUGUUCUCUCUUCCCUUUCUUUUGGGUUUACUACUUCUCUUCCUCGCCGAUUUCUCUGUCCCUAACCCCAUAUCUCUCCCUUCACACUGCAAAAUCGUCUCCACCGGUGUUGAUAUUAGAUCAUCUAAGGUUUGUGAACUCGGAUUGUUAGAUUAUAAAGCAAAGGAUGUUUUUCGUCAUUUUGAAAGAAGCAAAUUUCGCUGCCGUUAUGAUUACUAUUGGGCUUCAGUAUUCAAGGUGGAAUACCAAGAUCACUUUUCAGGUCAGAGACAAGUUGCGUUUGCUGAGGCUCCGAGUGAAGCCCUUCCUCUUUAUUGCAGGCCUAACUUCGGUGCUGCAUGGUUGACGCAGUAUAAAUUUAAGGUAAACGAGACUUAUGAUUGCUGGUACACAUCUGGCAUUUCAAAAGUGCAUUUAUAUCAAGACAAUCUCUUCGGUUGCCGUGCCGACGAGCAGUCUACUAUUGAGAAGAUUGUACGAUAUUCUACCCAGGCCAUGGAGAUGGUAAAUUAUUGGUUUUCAGAUAAGGGAAGGAGGGCACUGUUUUGGAGGUGGGAAAUAAUAGCUGGUGUCAUAUCUGGAUUCUCAACAGCUUUGAUCUCCAUAACCUUUAUAAUGUUCCUCAAACAACUUCUAUCUUCAUUACAUCGACCAUUUGCUGCACGGAUACUUUCUUGGCGUGUCAAUGCUGUUCUCAUCAGGCGCGUGUGUUUUCUUAUUGCAUACUUAUCUUUUGUGGCUUGGUUAGCUAUUGAAUAUGGGAAGAGGCUUGGUCUCACGGAUAUUUUCAGAUUCCCAAAAUUCUAGCGCUUAUUUUGACGAAGUGCUAUGUCCUUUUGGUUGAAUCCCUUGUAAUAUUAUAAUUGGAGCGGAUGGCAUUCUUGUCCCAUCUGCAGCAAAAAGAAAGUCGUGUAUAGUUCUAGUGGAAUUACAGAUUUAAUAGUUUAAUUAAACAGAGUCAGUUCCUGUUAUUACUUCUGAAAAAUAAAUAAAGUUAUUAGUUAAAAUA
This is a messenger RNA of Vicia villosa (hairy vetch), 1254 nucleotides long. RefSeq lists its product as uncharacterized. NCBI's taxonomy places the organism in Eukaryota, Viridiplantae, Streptophyta, Magnoliopsida, Fabales, Fabaceae. The record is from RefSeq and is a predicted model, not a curated record. The coding region runs from base 135 to 1052 and encodes 305 amino acids. The transcript is spliced from 5 exons.